Molecule: messenger RNA, 1945 nt
Organism: Anarrhichthys ocellatus (wolf-eel)
Lineage: Eukaryota; Metazoa; Chordata; Actinopteri; Perciformes; Anarhichadidae
Product: homeobox protein orthopedia B-like
Exons: 3
Coding region: 121-1086 (321 amino acids)
Biological process (GO): neuron differentiation; regulation of DNA-templated transcription
Molecular function (GO): DNA binding; DNA-binding transcription factor activity, RNA polymerase II-specific
Source: RefSeq, a predicted model, not a curated record
AAGGGACCUCCUUUUUUAACCACAAACCGAAUUUUCGUUCAUUUAGACGAUAUAUACUUUUUAAAUUGCCCCAAAGUUGUGGGAUUUUUUGGAGCGCAUUUCACCCUGGAGCGGUACGCGAUGCUCUCUCAUGCCGACCUCCUGGAUGCUCGGCUCGGUGAGUUAUCCUCACUAAACUCCGGCCCUAAACUCCAGUGGAUGAAGGAUGCUGCAGAGUUACUCGGACACCGAGAGGCUCUCAAGUGCCGGCUGGGUGGUGGGGUGCCAGACCAGGGGCACCCGGGAGACAUGGCCCCUGGUUCGGACUCCGUGGAGGGAACCACCCUCCUGCCGGGGGAAGACAUCGCCACCGUGGGAUCCAACUCCGCCGGCAUGACGGUGAACGGGAAGGAGCAGGAGAAGCAGCAGCAGCAGCCGCAGCAGAGCUCCAGUCAGUCCGCCAGCCAGAAACAGAAGCGGCACAGGACGCGCUUUACGCCGGCGCAGCUCAACGAGCUGGAGCGCAGCUUCGCCAAAACCCACUACCCUGACAUCUUCAUGAGGGAGGAGCUGGCGCUGAGGAUCGGCCUCACUGAGUCCAGAGUUCAGGUUUGGUUUCAGAACAGACGCGCCAAAUGGAAGAAAAGGAAGAAGACCAGCAAUGUUUUCCGCUCCCCGGGGACGCUGCUCCCAACACCGGGCCUGCAACAGUUCUCUGCCGCGGCCGCCAUGGAGAACAGCCUAUGCUCCUUCCACGCCAACGACUCUCGCUGGGCCACGGGGAUGCCGGGGGUCUCCCAGCUGCAGCUCCCGCCGGCCCUGGGUCGCCAGCCGGGCAUGCAGUCCCUGUCACAGUGCAGCCUGGGCCCAGGGCCACCAAACUCCAUGGGUCUCUCCAACGGCCUUUCCUCCAACGGCUCCGGUCUGCAGUCCCACCUCUACCAGUCGCAUUUCCCAGGAAUGUCGGCCUCUCUCUCCGGCCCCACGAACGUAUCGGGCUCGCCGCAGCUGUGUAAUUCCCCGGACAGUGACAUGUGGAGAGGGACAAGCAUCGCGUCACUGCGGCGCAAAGCGCUGGAGCACACAGUGUCCAUGAGUUUCACUUAGUGACUUUUCAAAAAAUAUCCCGCCGCACUCCUCUUCUCCCACCUCCCCUCCCCAGCCCCACCCUGCGGCUCUUUUUUCUGUUUUUAUUCCCGCUAUUAGAUCAAAACGAGAGAGCGCGCGAGCUAAUCAGGCCUGAAAUGCGAGAAAAUGGAGGCUGUACUUCAUCUAGGCAUAAUGGCAGAAAGAAAAGGACAACACUGAUGGACAAAUGGAAGAAACAUAUGGGGUUAUUUAUCUUAAUUCAAAAGGAUUUUAUCAACUAUUGAUGAUAAAUACUAUUGUAAUGCUCUCUAGACUAAAGGCCCUAAUUACUGAGAGCUAAAACAAUCGUCGUAUUUGCGUUUUCAUUGAGUGUGUCUUUAUGCACACACGUUAUUGUGUUCAGGUGAAGUUGUGUUAUGUCAAACGGUUAUUUAUAAGAUUGGGUAUACAUUUUGGUAACAGCCUACCACACACGCACCACACUGUAGGUGGGCCUAUUGAACUGGGUCUCAGGCAUGCACUGUGCAUGUGGAUUUAAACGCUUGGAUAAUUUAAGGAGAAAAUGAUGCCCACUCAGAUUGAAGAGGUACUUUUGUGAGGCGACCUGCAGUCUCGUCUGCAUGAGAGGGGAGCAUAAAUCUUAAGAGGAAAAAAAUAACAAACAAUGAUCUUUCGGUAGGCCUACACUGUUUUAGGAUGUUUUGUGUACAUAGAACAUUCUUGCUAUGUACCCGCUGGUCUUUUUUGUGACAUGUUUUAACUUAUUGUAUGUGCUAUUACUUGACACAUUUCUUAAAUGUUUGAUCAAAUGCUCCACAUUGACGGGUUUGUACCAAUUUAAAAAUGAACAAACAAAUAAAAGUAAUUUUCAAGAAUG